AUGGCAUCUUCCAAACCUUCCCAGCGCAAUUAUUUCAAACAAAAACUAAUAUUAAAGGAGGAGGAGAAGGUUCUGAAAGAAAUGCUGGGUAAAUUUCAAGACCAGCUGAACAGGUUAAAAAUUGAAGAACUGGCUCUAAUGAGUUUGUUGAAGAUGCAGGAGGAACAGUCAAAGACAGGUCACAAGGACACACCUGUGAAAAGCACUGUUGGCUCUCUAGAUUCUAUCUCUGACACAGCAAGCAUAACGUCUGUGGCCCCCAUUGGAUUGAUGUAUGAGAACGUGUCAGAAAUGAACAAGGAAUUUCUGGAUCUGAAUGUUGAUGGAAAGACCACUGAAGGUCAGCGAUGGCAGAAUGACUUUGAAGAAGAGGAAGAUGAUGAAGGUGGUGAAAAAGGAAAUGUGGAUGGGAACAGAGGAACGGUGGAUGAACAUUUUGAGGAAUACAUGGACACUUAUUGGGAUAUGUCCUGA
This is a messenger RNA of Candidula unifasciata, 474 nucleotides long. The record is from the annotation of a GenBank genome assembly. Lineage: Eukaryota; Metazoa; Mollusca; Gastropoda; Stylommatophora; Geomitridae.